AUGGCAUUAACAAUGAGAACAGGAGAACCAACUCCCCGACGAUCUUUAGCUGCUCGACGUCGUACAACAAAACUUUUUACAUUAGAUGAUAAUAAUGAAAAAGAAAAUUCUCUUAAUGAAAGUCUUACAGGACGACGACAAUCACGUUUAUUUAAUAAUUCAAUUAAUGGUGAAAAUUUUAGUGAUGAACCAAUUCAAACACCAACACAAUUAGUUGAUUUAUAUCAAAAAACACUUGAAUUAGCUACACAAGGAAAGAUUAAUAUUAAAAAUGCAUUUAGUAUUCCACUUGUUGAACGUUUACCACAAGUUUUAAAUGUUAUUGCAUUCGAUGAUAAAGAUAAUCAUAAUCUAGGACCAAAUUUUGUUAAAGCUGGUUCAGUUAUCGAUACUAGUGCUAAAAUCUAUGGUUUUCGUGUUGAUGCAUUACAAAUAGAAACACAAAAAUUAAGUGGAAAUAUUCUGAAUACUGAAGAAGAACAACAAUCAAAUGACGAUGGAAAUAAAGAAGAAAAUCGAUUAGAAGGUGAUAAUGAAAACAUUGAUUCUGAACAAAAUGAAUCAAAAAAACCAACACGUCGUGUUAAAGCAAAAGCAACAUCAUUUGUUGUUAAUGAUUUAACUAAAAUAACACUUGAACAUGAAUUUGAAUUUCGUCCAUUACAACCACCAAAUAUGUGUCAAUGGCGUGGUGGAAUUGGAAAAGAUUCAAUAUAUGCUGAAAUGGUUUCAAGUACAAUGUAUUCAUCAAGUGAUUAUCCAUUGAUUGAUGGUUUUACAAAUGCAAAUAGUCAAUUAGAUGAACAACAAAUUAAAAUUGAUAAUAUUCUUAAUCAUACAAUAACAAAAAUAAUUGAUUUAACAUCAUUAUGUGAUGUUAUUAAAAAUAAUGAAACACAUGAUCAUAUUCUUGGUAAUCAAGCAUUACGUGAUUUUUCAUUUAAUGAAAUUCCAAGUGAUUCAUUUAUUAAUACAAUUCAUGAAAGUUGUCUUGCACAAGUUGAUGAAAGUAUUAAUAGAUCUGAUAUAAAUAAUGAUGAUAUCGAUAAUGAUGAUGGUUAUAAUCAUGAUGAAUUAAUUCAUGCUGCUAUUGAAGAUCUUAAUGAUGAUCCAUCACAUACAAAUGAAAUUUUUAAAAAUGCAUUAAAUGAAUUAAGUAAUCAAGAUCCAUCAAGUAUGCAUUCAAAUUUAGGAAAUUAUCAAUCACAACAAUCAGCAAAUGUAAGUUAA
Rotaria sp. Silwood2 is the source of this 1230-nucleotide messenger RNA. Lineage: Eukaryota; Metazoa; Rotifera; Eurotatoria; Philodinida; Philodinidae. The record is from the annotation of a GenBank genome assembly.